CAUUAGUAAGCACCUGUUCCUGGUUAGAAUGAAAGCCAAGCCCCUGCAUAGUUGGGAAAAGGCUAUUUGUAGCGAAUGAACAAUCUUGAAUGUUUUGUAUAUAAUUUUAAAAUAACUUGUGUUUUCUCUUUUCUUUAAGGCUCGCUGAAUACAGUGGUGUUAAAGACCAAGGCAAGGGCACGAAAACGAAUUAUAAAUAAAAUAAAGGAUUUGACACCAACUGGUAAAAUUAUAUAUAAAGAAUACCAGAAAGCCAAAGACGAGGCUAACUUUCUGAAGAGAGCUCGAAGAGCUUUAAAAUUCAGCAAGGACAAGUCCUUUGAAGAAUUAACCAAGGAAAUGAAUCCAUUUGCAAAAACUAUUAUGAAAAUGCAAAUUAAUUUAUGCUCCAAAAGUAAAAAAGGGCGACGCUUUACUGAGGAAGAAAAAUUAAUAGCAUUGUCCAUAAUGAAACAAAGUCCUAAGUGUUACAGAUUUUUACACAAAAUUUUCGUCUUGCCCUCACGAUCAACUCUAAAUAAAAUGGUUGCAAAGCUCUCUAUUGGACCAGGAAUUUGUCAACAAGUGUUUGACUUACUAAAAAAAGAGGUUGCUACAUGGGAUGAGAAAAAAAAAUUUGUUCAGUCAUCUUCGAUGAGAUGUCAUUAGACACUGCUUUAACCUACGAUAAAAACAGAGACUGCAUCAAUGGCUUUGUAGAGUUAAAUGAAAAGCAGAGCCAGUUUGCCGACCAUGCACUUGUUUUCAUGCUCAGAGGAGCGGUGUACAAGUGGCAGCAACCCAUUGCCUUUUAUUAUUGUCAGGGGGCCACAUCAGGGACUGAUCUUAAAAAAAUUCUAAGAGAUGUUGUGGCUGUUCUCGUGGAAUGUGGUCUGAAGCCUAUUUGUGUAAUUUGUGAUCAAGGCACAUCUUUCCAAGCAGCCUUGAAAAGCUUUAGAGAGGACACUAAGCGUGAUCAAAUACUUUCAGAUCAAGAACCAGAUGGCUCAGUUACUAUCAGCGGCGUUAACCUGAGCAUUAUUUAUGACCCGUCACAUUUGAUUAAAGGAAUUAGAAAUAAUUUCUUGAAUAAGAACAUAGUCAUGGAUGGUAAAACAUCCAAGUGGACUGAUAUUGUGGAUGUCUAUGAAACUGACUGUAAACACACAGAGUCUAGACUCCUUCAUAAAUUGAAUGACCAACAUGUCAUUCCUGAAAAAAUCAAGAAGAUGAAAGUGAAGAACUGUGUCAAAGUGCUGAGUUCAACAGUAUCUGCAGCUUUGUCUUAUACAGCUCAAUUUUCACACUAUGCGGAUGGCAGGCCUGUUAGUGGCACGAUAAAGAAUACUGCUGAAACAGUACUGUUUUUCGACAGACUUUUUGAUAGCGUGAAUGGAGCAGGAUCUGCAAAAGAAGCCAGAGGGAAAUUAAGAACUGUAGUAACAAAAAAAUCACCACACCAUAAAUUUUGGCCAGAAGCCAUUAGGAAAUUGGAAAAUUUGAAAGGACAAUGCCAGGGUCUGGGCUCAUAGUUUGCCCAGCAAUGGGAGUAGUUCCAGGGGGUUCCUUAGUGCACUCUGAACACGUAAUGCAAAUAUUUUUGAAAUCGCUCCCUGGGGUCCUGAGGAAAACCGGUUCAAAUAUUCUCCACGAAGAGUCACUUUACAAGGCCUGAGCCAUUUGCCCAGUAGUAAGAGUGGUCAAAGUAGGUUCUUUACUUCAAUCUUAACACGAAAUUAAAAUAUUUUUGAAAUCGGUCCCAGGGGUCCCGCGAAAAACCGAUUCAAAUGUUCUCCUUAGAUAGUCACUUAACAAAGUCUUUGGCAUUUUCCUAGUAGUGGGAGUGGUCAAAAUAGGUUCUUUACUUCACUCUUAACAUGAAAUCCAAAUAUUUUUGAAAUCGGUCCCUGGGGUCCGGAGAAAAACCGGUUCUAAUAUUCCACAUGAACAGUUGCUUAACAAAGCCUGUCUUAUUUACCCAGUAGUGGGAGUGUUUGAAAUAGGUUCCUUACUUCACUUUUAACAUGAAAUUAAAAUAUUUUUGAAAUCAGUCCCAGGGGUCCCGAGAAAAACCGAUUCAAAUGUUGUCCUUAGAUAGUCACUUAACAAAGUCUUUGGCAUUUGCCCAGUAGUGGGAGUGGUCAAAAUAGGUUCUUUACUUCAGUCUUAACAUGAAAUCCAAAUAUUUUUGAAAUCGGCCCCUGGGGUCCGGAGAAAAACCGGUUCUAAUAUUCCACAUGAACAGUCGCUUUACAAAGCCUGUCUUAUUUACCCAGUAGUGGGAGUGAUUGAAAUAGGUUCCUUAAUUCACUUUUAAUAUGAAAUUAAAAUAUUUUUGAAAUCGGUCAAAGGAGACCCGAGAAAAA
This is a messenger RNA of Helicoverpa armigera (cotton bollworm), 2345 nucleotides long. RefSeq lists its product as uncharacterized. NCBI's taxonomy places the organism in Eukaryota, Metazoa, Arthropoda, Insecta, Lepidoptera, Noctuidae. The transcript is spliced from 5 exons. Bases 639 to 1511 code for a protein of 290 amino acids. The record is from RefSeq and is a predicted model, not a curated record.